This is a messenger RNA of Andrographis paniculata, 1152 nucleotides long. RefSeq lists its product as uncharacterized. The transcript is spliced from 3 exons. Lineage: Eukaryota; Viridiplantae; Streptophyta; Magnoliopsida; Lamiales; Acanthaceae. The record is from RefSeq and is a predicted model, not a curated record. The coding region runs from base 68 to 997 and encodes 309 amino acids.
UCGAGAUUUUUAUAUAUAAUUCCAAUUGUGUCCGAAAAUUUUUGCAGAGAAUUACUUGGUUGCGGAAAUGGUGAAGUUAGCGUCGGCUCGAGAGUCGCGAGCGUACGGGCCGAGAAUGUCCCGGAGCCGGUCGGAAUAUAUGAACGCCGGCCUGUACGUCUUCGCGACGGUGCUGUUGAUGAGCGGCUUCGCGGCUCAGUUCUCGAGCGAGCCGAGAUCGGGGCUCGUCUUGCUGCUCAUCGGAUUUCUCUUCAUCGUCGUGGUGAACGUUCACGAUUUAAUCGCACAUCUCGCCGGAAUCGAUUACCGGCUGCCGUUGUUGGAAUACGAUAUGCAAUUGGCGCUGGUUGAGCUCGCCGUCCCCGUCGUUUACAGCGCCGGCGCCGUACUCUUCUUCCUCGCAACGCUGUUCCUUCUCAUCCAGGCAGAGAAAGGGUACAAGCACUUGAAGAUGGAGAAGGUGGCCUUGAGCAUGUACAUUGCCGCGCCGAUUCUAUGGCUGGUAGGAUCGAUCCACAACUCGUGUCAGAUCUACGAGAGGUCCGACAGCCAUGUCCAGAUCCUUCAGGAGACCGUCCUGAUUCCGUUCCUCAUGUCGAGCUUGCUAUUUCUCGUUGGCUCCAUUUUCAACAGCCGCGAGCAGAUGAGCCACAACCACCGCCGCCACCACCACCACCACCACGGCGUCGAGCUUUUGGGGGAGUCGUGGGUGUGGCUAGGGUUAAUCGGAAGCUUCGUUUUAUUCGUCGGAGGCCUGGCGAACGUGGUGAAAGUGUUCAAGAUGCAGCAGUGCAACGGGCUGAGAUUGGAGAAGCUCCGCGGCGGCGCGCACGAGCGGUUGGUGCAGAUAAGGGAGGGGCAGAGGCCCCUCAUCGCCGGAGAAGACGAUGAGCAGAGGAGAGUGAUGCUUACGGAGGAGCAGCGGCGGCGGAGGGCGGCGGAGAUGGCCAUGGAGGCCCCCACUCCAUAUAAGGAUGUCCUCGUUGGCCAAACAUGAAAUCAAAUUGAAUUUGAAAUUGGAACAUUUAGAAAACAAAUCCUUUGAGAUCAUAUAUAGCUUGUGUGUAAAUGGAUUUUCUUUUCACGCGUUUGGUCUUCUAUGAACAAUGUUUUAUAAGGAAAAAAUGAUAUGCUUCUUCAGUUCCAUUUGGA